GUGAUGUCAGAGAACUACAGCAACUUGGCCUCCCUGGCAGAGGACUAUUAUAAAGGUGGAAAAGUCUUUGAGCAAAUGUCCAAUCACAAUAUACAUCAGUUUAUUCCUAUUGUGGAGAAGACACACAAAGGAAGUAAAUGUGUCCAGUCUUUUCAGCAGUCUUUAAAUUACACUGAACAAGAGAAUGUUCAUACUGGGGAGGAGGCUUACAAAUGGAAUCCUUGUGGCAGAAUCUCCAGUCAAGUAUUCAAUCUAAAUAAAAUGAAAAAAAUCCAUAGUGGAGAAAAACCUUAUAAAUGUCAAGAUUCUGGUAAAACAUGUAAUUGGCUGUCAGGUUGCACUGUAAAUCAGAGAAUUUAUACUGGAGAGAAGCCUUAUAAAUGUACAGAAUGUGGCAAAGCAUUCAGUGAGUCCACAAAGCUUAAUCAACAUCAGAAAGUUCAUACGAGAGAGAAGCCUUAUAAAUGUGGAGAAUGUGGCAAAGACUUUGGCCGCUAUUCACUUCUUACUAGACAUCAGAGAGUUCAUACUGGAGAGAAGCCUUAUAAAUGUACAGAAUGUGGCAAAGCCUUUAGCCAGUCCUCAGCCCUUCCUGGUCAUCAGAGAGUUCACACUGGAGAGAAACCUUAUAAAUGUAGAGAAUGUGGCAAAGCCUUUAGUAGAUCCUCACACCUUAUUAUUCAUCAGAGAGUUCAUACUGGAAAGAAGCCUCAUAAAUGUACCGAAUGCGGCAAAGCAUUCAGGGACUCCUCACAUCUUAAUCGACAUCAGAGAGUUCAUACUGGAGAGAAGCCUUAUAAAUGUACAGAAUGUGGCAAAGCAUUCAGGGUCUCCUCACAGCUUAAUCAACAUCAGAAAGUUCAUACUGGAGAGAAGCCUUAUAAAUGUGGAGAAUGUGGCAAAGCCUUUGGCAGCUCUUCACUUCUUACUAAACAUCAGAGAGUUCAUACUGGAGAGAAGCCUUAUAAAUGUACAGAAUGUGGCAAAGCCUUUAGCCAGUCCUCAUCCCUUACUGGUCAUCAGAGCGUUCACAUUGGAGAGAAACCUUAUAAAUGUAGAGAAUGUGGCAAAACCUUUGGUAGAUCCUCACACCUUAUUAUGCAUCAGAGAGUUCAUACUGGAGAGAAGCCUUAUAAAUGUACAGAAUGUGGCAAAGCAUUCAGGGACUCCUCACAGCUUAAUCGACAUCAGAGAGUUCAUACUGGAGAGAAGCCUUAUAAAUGUACAGAAUGUGGCAAAGCAUUCAAGGUCUCCUCACAGCUUAAACGACAUCAGAAAGUUCAUACUGGAGAGAAGCCUUAUAAAUGUGGAAAAUGUGGCAAAGUCUUUGGCAGGUCCUCAAACCUUACUAAGCAUCAGAGAAUUCACACUGGAGAAAAUCCUUAUAAAUGUACAGAAUGUGGCAAAGCCUUUAGCCAGUCCUCAUCCCUUACUGGUCAUCAGAGAGUUCACACUGGAGAGAAGCCUUAUAAAUGUACAGAAUGUGGCAAAGCAUUCAGGGACUCCUCACAGCUUAAUCGACAUCAGAGAGUUCAUACUGAAGGGAAGCGUUAUAAAUGUACAGAAUGUGGCAAAGCCUUUGGUAGAUCCUCACAACUUAUUAUGCAUCAGAGAGUUCAUACUGGAGAGAAGCCUUAUAAAUGUAGAGAAUGUGGCAGAGCCUUUAGGCAUUCUUCAUCCCUCACUUAUCAUCAGAGAGUUCAUACUAGGAACCCCAGAGACCAUGGCAGCUUUGCAGUUGAAACCUUUUAUUAUUUUGGAUGCAAAAGUAUUUUGUAUAAUGACAGCAUGACCAGAGCUAUGUCAUCUGAAGAUGACCAUGCCUUUAUGCCAAAGACCAGAAUACAAGAUUUAUUCUCUGAAUUGAUACUGAGUACACAUAAUGGAGACAGUUGUGAUCAAUGGAAUGAAAAUCGGAAAAAAUUUAAGCAAGUCUUAUAUCUUAAUCAUUGGAGAAGCGAGUUUGCAGAUGAGCAUUAUAAAAUUGGAAGAGUCUGUGACCCAAGGUGCAAUCACAAAAUACGUGAGGUUAUUCCUAUUGUGGAGAUGACACACAAAGGAAAUAAAUGUGUCCAGUCUUUUCAACCGUCUACAAAUUACACUGAACAAGAGAAUAUUCAUCCUGGGGAGAAAGCUUACAAAUGGAAUUCUCGUGGUAUAAUUUCCAGUCAAAUAUUCAAGACAAAUAACGUGAAAAAAAUCCAUAGUGGAAAAAAAUCUUAUAAAUGUAGAGAAUGUGAUAAAGAAUUCCUUCACGCCUCAAAUCUGAAUCGACAUUGUCAAAUUCAUAAUGGAGAGAAACGUUACAAUUGUAGAGAAUGUGGCAAGGCCUUUAGAUGGUUCUCACACUUUACUACGCAUCAGAGAGUUCAUACUGGAGAGAAGCCUUACAAAUGUAGAGAAUGUGGCAAAGCUUUUAGCGAUUUUUACUGUCUUAAUACACAUCAGAGAGUUCAUACAGGAGAGAAACCUUAUAAAUGUGGAGAAUGUGGCAAAUCCUUUAGCCAGUCUUCAUCCUUUACUUAUCAUCAGAGAGGUCACACGGGAGAGAAGCCUUACAUAUGUAGAGAAUGUGGCAAAGCUUUUAGCGAUUUUUCCUCUCUUAAUUCACAUCAGAGAGUUCAUACAGGAGAGAAACCUUAUAAAUGUAGAGAAUGUGGCAAAACCUUUAGCCAUUCUUCAUCGCUUACUUGUCAUCAGAGAGUUCAUUCUGGAGAGAAGCCUUAUAAAUGUAGAGAAUGUGGCAAAUCCUUUGUCAGCUCCUCACACCUUGCUUCACAUCAGAGAGUUCACAGAGGAGAGAAGUCUUAUAAAUGUAGAGAAUGUGGUAGAGGAUUUUCGCACACCUCAAGCCUGAAUGAACAUCGUCAAAUUCAUAAUGGAGAGAAACAUUACAAAUGUAGCGAAUGUGGCAAAACCUUUAGACGGUUCUCACACCUUACUAGGCAUCAGAGAGUUCAUACUGGAGAGAAGCCUUAUAUAUGUGGAGAAUGUGGCAAAGCUUUUAGCGAUUACUCCUACCUUAAUAUACAUCAGAGAAUUCAUACAGGGGAGAAACCUUAUAAAUGUAGAGUAUGUGACAAAGCCUUUAGUCAUUCCUCCUCUCUUAAUAGACAUCAGAGAGUUCAUUCUGGAGAGAAGCCUUAUAAAUGUAGAGAAUGUGGUACAUCCUUUAUCAGCUACGCAAGUCUUACUAAUCAUCUAAGUGUUCAUACUUAAGAUAGGCCUUAUAAGUGUAGAGAAUGUGGUAAAGGAUUCCUUGACGCAUCAAACCUGAAUGGACAUCGGAAAAUUCAUAAUGGAGAGAAACAUUACAAAUGUAAAGAAUGUAACAGCCAUUUAUCAAUGUUCAUGCCUUACAGUACAGCAGAGAGUUCAAACUUCAUAGAAGUCUUACAGAUGUGAGGAGGGUUGUAAGUCCUUGACCAGCUGUGAGAACUUACUGAACAUCACCGAAUUCAUACUGGAAGGAAUCCUUAUGAAUGUGAAAAAUGUAAAAAGCCUUUAAUAGCCAUUCGGAUAUUACUGUACUUGGAGACUUCAUUACAAAAAGAUACCUUACAAAUGUAGAGAAUGGGUUGGAGCCUUUAUCCAAAGCUCAAAAUUUACUGAACAUCAGAGAUUAUUUAGUGGAUGAAAGUCUUAGACUGUGAAAAAAAA
Myotis brandtii (Brandt's bat) is the source of this 3660-nucleotide messenger RNA. RefSeq names its product zinc finger protein 665-like. Gene Ontology annotation, biological process: regulation of transcription by RNA polymerase II. Lineage: Eukaryota; Metazoa; Chordata; Mammalia; Chiroptera; Vespertilionidae. The coding region runs from base 4 to 3219 and encodes 1071 amino acids. The record is from RefSeq and is a predicted model, not a curated record. The transcript has 6 exons. Gene Ontology annotation, molecular function: RNA polymerase II cis-regulatory region sequence-specific DNA binding; DNA-binding transcription factor activity, RNA polymerase II-specific.